UGACAUAACAUGAAUGGAUAUAGGAGGGGACAUUCGGAAUGAUGGCGUUUCUCUUCCCGCGUCUGUCCCGUCUGCAGGAGCCCCGCUCUCCCGGAGGAGCUGAACCCCUCCCUGCCCACGGCAAGCAGGGACGGAAUUCCUGCGUUUGCUUUGCUUGCGUGCACGGCUUUUGCUUUCCCUAUUAAACUGUUUCUUUCAACCCACAAGUUUUCUAGUUUUUACCCUUCCGUUCUCUCCCUGGUCCCGAUGUGGGGUGGAGGGGUGGGAGCGAUGAGCAAGCGGCCGCGAGGCGCUUUGGGGUGGCUGGGGUUAAGCUUCGACAGCCACACGGGGCUCUGCUUUGGCUGCCGUGCCGUGACCCUCCGGUACACAACAGGACCCUCGCCAUUGUCUGCCGUGACCCCACACUCUGGAAGCCCCCUGGUACCGCGGCUGGGACCCCCACCUCUGUCCCGUGCCCCCCUUGCUGUACCUGACCGCUCGAAUGAAGACUCGCCCUCAGCCCUCUGCCUCCGGCCUGGGCGUGGCCGGGACGGGGCGGCCCCGGGGCGGGCACCGGGACCAUUCCAGUCCACCGGGCACCGUGGCACCGUUCCUGUCCACCGGGCACCGCGGGACCUCUCCAGCGCACCGGGCACCGCGGGACCAUUCCAGUCCACCGGGCACCGCGGGACCAUUCCAGUCCAUCGGGCACUGCUGGCAGGAGACUCUGUCAAGCUGUCCAACAGAAAGCCAGCUCUAGAGGAGGAACGCAGGAUCCCGAUAGUUAUAUAUGCAAAAUCUGGGGAGCACACAACUCCUGGUGAUGAGCCCAAGAAGGAGACAAAUUCAGAUGAGAAACCCUUGGAUAAGACAAAUCAUGGUGACAAACCCAAGGAUGGGGAUGGUCCUGGGAAUGGUCCUGGAGAUGGUCAUGGCAAUGGUGCUGGCAAUGGUCCCAAGGAUGGGGAUAAUCCAGGGGACAAUGGAAGUGUCAUUGGAACUGUCAUUGGAGCCACAGUGGGAGCAGGAUUGGCACUGGUUGGCCUCCCGGUGUGCCUCGGCGCGCUGGGGUUCACCGGGGCCGGCAUCGCCGCUGGCUCCAUCGCUGCCAAGAUGAUGUCGGCAGCUGCCAUCGCCAACGGCGGCGGAGUGGCUGCUGGCAGCACCGUGGCCGUGCUGCAGUCCGUCGGAGCUGCAGGUCUCUCUCUUGGCUCUGCUGGUGCAGCAGGCGGUGCCUUGCUGUCCAAAGGGAAGAAACCUCCAAGUGACUAA
Messenger RNA from Motacilla alba alba, 1254 nucleotides. RefSeq lists its product as uncharacterized. Gene Ontology annotation, cellular component: membrane; mitochondrion. Gene Ontology annotation, biological process: apoptotic signaling pathway. Lineage: Eukaryota; Metazoa; Chordata; Aves; Passeriformes; Motacillidae. The record is from RefSeq and is a predicted model, not a curated record. The transcript has 5 exons. Bases 247 to 1254 code for a protein of 335 amino acids.